ACGAAGCAUCGUGAAGUUGUUUGCAUUGCUUUGGAGAUGAAACCGUUUGUUGUAAUACUAUUGGCAGUGUUUUGUCACCGUACAAAAGGCGGCGCCGUCUCUCUACCAUUAAACUUGAAUGCAACAAUUAUGGCACAUGUUAAUAUGAGUAGUAUAAAAACGUAUAUAGACAAAAACUUCAAUGAGCGAUUACCCGCCUUAAUUAAGAAACACGUGAGACAAAUGGUAAGCUCAGAAGUUGAAAGAUCAACGGAACAUCUUACCACAACUUUGCAAAAAAAAAUUGGAAAAACCGUUGAUAAAACAAUGCAAACAAAACUGAAUGGUUUCGCUGAGCAACUAGGUUCAAUAGAACAAAAAAUUACGGAACUGGUCAAAUCAAAAAUAAGUGUGAUGUCCAAGCAGUUCGCCGAAAAAAUAUAUGCAGUGGAGCAUAAAAUGAAUGAGAAAUUGGACAAUGUUACGAAAGAAUUGACUGAAGAGUUGCAAAAGAAAAAAAAUAAUUGCAGUGAAACAUGUGAUAAGAGUGAAGGCAACUAUGAAUAUGCAGUCAUCUUUACUGAGCCAUACAGUUACUCUACUGUAAAACCAGUGUUGUAUAUUCAUGGACAUGACAAUGGAAACGUAACAAUAGAAUCAAACAGUUUCAAAAGUAGGAUGUCAAUAACUAGAGGAAAAAAUGAAAUCAUCUUGAAGAAAGAUGUUUUCACCAGAGAUGGGAUAGCAAAUAAAGGCAUACAUAUUACAUCAACAGUCCCUAUCACUGUUUAUGUUUUGCAGACAUACUCAAGUACAUCUGAUGGAUAUGCAGCAAUUCCAAUCAAAUACAUGUCAACUGAAUAUAUAGUUUCAUCUUUUACUGUGUGGAAACAUGAUGAACAUUAUUACAAUAGUUUUUUUGGAGUUGUAUCAUUAGGCGGAAAUACAAAUAUAAAAGUGCAUCUAAAAAUGAAGCAAGGGACAGUUAAAUUUAAUAGAAAAGAGUUUGGAAACGGUGAAAUUAUAGAAAUAAGUAUGUCUGCCUUCCAAACAUUACAAUUAUCGCAUAAUUAUGAUAUUUCGGGAACGGUGGUUUCAUCAUCUAAACCAAUAGGCGUUGUUUCAGGGAAUAUAUGCAACAAAGUUGACAAUAAUGCUUGCAGCCAUGCAACAGAAAUGAUGUUUCCUAUCAACCAGCUCGAUAAUGAGUUUAUAAUUCCUUUAAUCCAAACGCGACCAAAAAGUACCGACGACUAUUAUCUCCAGGAAAAGCUCAAAUCAAUGUUCAGCUCAAAGAUAGACGUUAUGACGUUCACCUCAAUGAGGGGGAGUAUCAUGACCUUAUCCACAAUGAUAUAUCAGUGGUUCAGUCAAUCGGCAAUCUUCUUGUGACAGUUUUUCCUCAUGAGG
Mytilus trossulus (common blue mussel) is the source of this 1389-nucleotide messenger RNA. RefSeq lists its product as uncharacterized. The transcript is spliced from 3 exons. The record is from RefSeq and is a predicted model, not a curated record. Lineage: Eukaryota; Metazoa; Mollusca; Bivalvia; Mytilida; Mytilidae. The coding region runs from base 37 to 1371 and encodes 444 amino acids.